CUAUCUCCCGUAGGUGGGCCCCGCUGCCUCCCACGUCUCCCACCUCUCACUCUUUGUUCGCGACUCGCCCGCCUCCGCUACCUGCCCUCUUCUUGUUGGCGAGAUCUCCCCUCCUCCGUCUCGGCUCUCCCAUGGAUCUGGUCGCGGCGGCCGCCGCCGCAAUCCUCGUGCUCCUCGCCGUCGCUGUGGCGGUUCCAAGAACGGCGGCCUCGAUCCACGCCUAUGAUCUCGAGCCCUUCAGGGAGGUCGGCAACUCCGUCCUCCUCUCCGGCGGCAGCGAAGGGAUCGUUGCGUCGGACCCCGAUGCUCGUGGCCCCUUUCGGAUCGAGGAUGGCCGUGCUUAUAUCAAGUUUGACAAUAUCACGUUCUGGAGGAGUAAAGAAUCAGCCGAACAGCACUCAAACAUGGGGCACAGCACAGGAUUAAUCCAGGCUAUUAUAUUUGAAGCAUCUGACCGUGAUAACAUUGGUGGAUCUGCUUACGGGGGGCAAAGGUCCAUAUGUUGCACCCCUGAUCUUGCUAAGCUUGAAGGAUGCAAACAAGGUGAAGUCAUCAGAAGACCAUCCUCCGUGGAUCCAAAUUGGCCUGUUAUAUUAAGCACGCACUUCAGGGCAGAUUACAUAUUCACAAAGAUGGAUCCUAAUCAGGUUAAUAUAACAAAGACUGGAAUGUAUAACUUGUUCUUUAUCUCUUGUGAUCCUAAGCUAAGGGGACUGACAAUGAGUGGGAAGACAAUCUGGAAAAACCCUGAUGGUUACCUGCCUGGGAGGAUGGCACCGCUAAUGAAAUUCUACUUCUUCAUGUCUAUGGCAUAUCUGGCACUCAGUUUCAUUUGGUUUGCUCAGUACAUUAGAUUCUGGAGGGAUAUCUUGCCUCUUCAGAAUUGUAUUUCAUUAGUUAUAGCUCUUGGCCUGUUUGAAAUGACUCUUUGGUACUUUGAGUACUUAAAUUUCAAUGACACUGGUGUGCGACCUAUUGGAAUAACCACUUGGGUUGUGACCGUUGGGGCUGUCAGAAAAACUGUUUCACGUCUUCUUAUUCUUACGGUUUCUAUGGGUUAUGGUGUUGUACGGCCAACACUUGGAGGUCUUACAUCCAAGGUGCUUCUUCUUGGAGUAACAUAUUUUUUGGCAUCAGAGUUACUCAGUAUCACGGAAAAUGUUGGGACAAUCAAUGACAUUUCUGGCAAAGCAAAAUUGCUCCUUGUCCUUCCUGAUGCAUUUCUGGAUGCUUUCUUGAUUCUUUGGAUCUUUACUUCUCUUUCACGGACAUUAGAAAAGCUGCAGGCUAGGAGGAGUUCUGUGAAGUUAGAUAUAUACCGGAAGUUUACGAACGCAUUGGCUGUUGCUGUGAUUGCUUCAGUCUCUUGGAUUGGAUAUGAGGUUUAUUUCAAAGCAACAGACCCCUUCAGCGAGAGAUGGCAGAGUGCAUGGAUCAUUACUGCUUUCUGGGACAUUCUUUCCUUGGUGCUGCUCUGUGUCAUGUGCUAUCUGUGGGCACCAUCUCAAAGCUCUCAAAGAUAUGCUUAUUCGGGUGAAGCUGGCGACGACGACGAAGAAGCACAAUCUCUUACAAAAGGGACUUCUGAUGGCAACAUUGGAUUGGUGAAGCUCGAUAAAAAUGAAAGGAAUGCAGAUCAUGCCAAUGCAUUUAGUCUUGAAGAUGAGGCGGAAGAGGACAAGCUGGAGUAGAUUCUCCUUGUGUACAUUGUUCUACCCUAUGAAGAUUGUAGCAGCAGCCAAACAAUCAUCACCAUCCUUUCGAGCAGAAGGUGCAUGGAGAAAAGUCUACUCUAUUUGUGUUCCCUUUUUUUCUUUCUGGUUUGCUACUACUAGCUGAGGCAGGAGGAUUGGCAGUAUGGAAAUCAUGACUUGCUGUUUGUAACGAUUUGGUGUAGAUCGGGGGAACUAUGAUUUUGAUGGGUGGAGGUUUAUGUUGUGGUUGGAUCUUUAAAGUUCGUGCUUAUUGAUGGUGCUUUAGGCAAGUGUGAUAUACUAAUAUGGUCGCCGUCUUCAUUCUACUGCUUUCCAGAUAGCAGCAAAUGGAUGUUCAACGAAGCUGUGUGUACACGGUGAGAUGGUAUUUAUUGUGAUGGGAACCAACUGGACCAGCAAAGUCAAAAAGGAAACGACCGAGUCCUCUCCGCUUUCCCGUGGUUUGGUUUCUCUAAGGUGCCGCUUGUUGUUGGUCUAAAGAACUCAUCGUUCCUUUCCUCCACCGCCAAGCGAUAACAACGCCCUUCUCGGAUUCACUGUGAUCGCGAUGGCCGGGCGAUCUGGCGGAGGUGGAGGCGGCCCGGGCCCGGGCCAAAACCCUCGCGGAUGGGACUUCCGAUGGGGAUCUGACCGUGCCGGUGGUAGAGGUGGCGGGUGGGAGUACUUCUGGGGCGUUGGCUCGGCGCCCGGCGGCCGGAGCGGGGGCGGGGGCGCUGCUGCUGGUUUCGGCUUCUGGCGAGGGUCGUACGGCCGACCCGAGAACGGCGCCCACCAGUUCGGGUUUGGAUGGAGCGGUCGUUCCGAUGACGGACGCGUCGGCGGGGGAGGAGGCGGCGGUGGAGGGUACGGCUUCGGAUUCGGUGGCGGUGGCGGUGGCGGUGGCGGGGGUGGGACUUCGAGCGUUGGAGGGUUCGGGUUUGGUGGAGCUCGCGGUGACGGAGCAGGCUCUAACAGCGCUCCGCCGCGGGGUACCGGACCGUGAUGGGAGUUGCUUCAGAAUUACGAUUGUGCACCCUCUCUGCUGUAAUAUCUACGGUAUCUUGCAUGUGAUGUUUGUGGGUGUUAAUACAUAAACGAUGUGGAGAAAAAUAAGGGGAGGAGGACGCUUUGUAAUAGGAAUCUAAUUAUGGACACUAUGUUUGGAAUUUUACUACGCUUAAGAGCACAUAACGUUACUUGCGAUGUUUAA
Molecule: messenger RNA, 2904 nt
Organism: Musa acuminata AAA Group (dessert banana)
Lineage: Eukaryota; Viridiplantae; Streptophyta; Magnoliopsida; Zingiberales; Musaceae
Exons: 5
Coding region: 132-1691 (519 amino acids)
Biological process (GO): transport
Cellular component (GO): Golgi apparatus; membrane
Source: RefSeq, a predicted model, not a curated record